AUGGCCAAGCGGAAACAGGACGCCGAGGAGCUGCCCGACGCGCCAGAGAGCAAGGGCGCGGGCAGGCAGCCGCAGGAUGGCGAGUCGGACAGCGACGAGGACAUGGACAUGGUCAACGUCGACUUUGAGUGGUUCGACCCAAACCCGGCCGUCGACUUCCACGGGCUGAAGACGCUGCUGCGCCAGCUGCUUGACGUCGACCACCAGCUGUUCGACCUCAGCGCGCUGGCCGACCUGAUCCUUUCGCAGCCCUUGCUGGGCAGCACGGUGAAGGUCGACGGCGCCGAGACGGACCCGUACGCCUUCCUGACAGUGCUGAACCUGGAGACGCACAGCGACAAGCCCGUCGUGGGCGACCUGACCGCCUACCUGCGCUCCAAGGCGCCGCAGCUGCUGCCUGCGGCGCCCGCGCAGAUCGGCCUCGUGCUGACGGAGCGCUUCAUCAACAUGCCCCACGAAAUCGUGCCGCCCAUGUACGCCAUGCUGCUGGAGGAGAUGCAGUGGGCGCUCGACGCAAAGGAGCCCUACGCCUUCACGCACUACCUGGUGCUGUCCAAGGCGUACGCUGAGGUCGCCUCGAGUCUGCCGGCCGCUGCCGUGCAGCCGCCUGCCAAGAAAAAAAAGCCGGCCAGCGGCGAUGAUGAGAUCUUCUACUUCCACCCCGAGGACGAGGUGCUGCGCCAGCACGCUGUCGGCCACGCUGUCUUCAACUACGAUACCCCGGUCGAUGAGGGCGCGAGCGACAGCAAGAGGGCGUUUCAGGAUAUGGGCGUCCGUCCGCAGGGGCAUCUGACGCUGAUUGAGGCCGCCCGGUUCGCCGGCGCUGUCGACGCCAUCAAGGCGUUUCUGCAGUAG
This is a messenger RNA of Didymella exigua CBS 183.55, 855 nucleotides long. RefSeq lists its product as uncharacterized. The transcript is spliced from 2 exons. Gene Ontology annotation, cellular component: nucleus. Lineage: Eukaryota; Fungi; Ascomycota; Dothideomycetes; Pleosporales; Didymellaceae. The record is from RefSeq and is a predicted model, not a curated record. The coding region runs from base 1 to 855 and encodes 284 amino acids.